UAGUUCCUUUCUCCUUUGCACUAUGACCAGCCAGCUAUCGAGGCCCCGUAUUCACGCUUUGGAAGAUAAUGUUAUUCAUCGUAUCUGCUCUGGACAAGUUGUUGUAACUCUUGCUUCGGCCGUGAAAGAACUGGUGGAGAAUAGCAUUGAUGCUGGGGCGACAAAGAUUGAUGUUCGGUUAAAAGAGUUUGGAAGCGAAUCUAUUGAAGUGAUUGACAACGGUACUGGUAUCAUCGAGCGUGAUUUUGAAGCAAUAACUGGAAAGCACUCUACUUCCAAACUGCGUGAAUUCGACGACCUGCAAUCAGUUCAAACUUUCGGUUUCCGUGGCGAGGCACUGUCUUCUUUAUGCCAACUCGCGAAAGUUGUGGUGCAUACCUGUGCUUCUGAUGCACCUGUGGGUACACGUAUGGAGUUCGACGCCAAUGGAGAUAUCCUUGCCCGUCGACCUUUGGCUCGUUCCCGUGGAACUACAGUAAUCGUCAAUCAGUUGUUCCACAAUCUCCCCGUUCGUCGACGACAUUUGACGGAUCCUGCUCAACUGGCAAAGGAGUUCGCCAGAACUGUCAAUCUGUUGACCGCCUACUGCCUAGUCUCUAUUGGAGUUCAGAUUAGUUGUGUUCGUAUAUCAAAAAACGGAGAGAAAAUCCCCGUGGUAUCCAAUGGAUCUGCUAGCUCCUUAAAGGACAACAUCCUUGGGGUUUACGGACAGUCCCAAGCCUCAAGUCUGCUCGAACUGGCUUCCAUUUCCUCAAUCCCGUCUGAUAUUCUGGAUGAAUUCAAUGUAAAUGACGCCGUUGAAUUCGGAUCCAUCAGCAUAAGUGGCUUCAUUACGAAACCCUCGACACUCCAGUCGGCAGAUACUUCGUCACCCUCUGGUUCUUCCAGAGGUCGAGCUGCUUCUGGUGCUCGUUCCACAUCUGACCGACAAUUCAUCUAUGUAAAUGGACGUCCGUGCGAAUUACCGCGUGUUGCUCGCUUGGUCACGGAUGUCUGGCGACGAUGUUCCAAGGAAGCUCUGGCUGUUUCUAACGACGGUCUCCAAAUGCCUGCUUCCAACGCUUCCACUGCCUUUCCGUUUUUCGUCUUAAUGUUGCAGAUGCCAACAGGUACGGUGGAUAUCAAUUUGACGCCGGACAAACGCACUCUACUUCUACAUCAUGAACGUUAUGUGCUGGCGCUGACCAAGGCCAUCCUCAUACAGACGCUGUUCCGAAGCUCUAGCGUUCAUCUGGCUUCAGUCCAACAAUCUUGUAAUACUCUGGACCAGUCGGUAAUCGUCAUCCCCGCAGACUGUCAACCAGAGCACUGCACCUUAUCAUCGCCGACUCUUUCGGUAAGCAAUCGCAAGCGAACUUCUUUUGUGGAUGAUUCCAACCGAUGGGGUAAACGAGCCGCUACAAUUGAUCUGACGGAUCAGCGCUCAACACCCCUGUGUGCCUCCCGUAAAACUCCACCGAAGUCCGCCAACAGUGUAGCUGGUUUGGGUGAAUCCUUCGAAAUCGUUGACCUUCUACCGACGACUGAAACACUCAGUCGUCAACAGGCCUCUGUGCAUUUUUCCAUGUCUGAUUUGCGUGCCGCUUGGUCAACCUUGGAAAUCAAUCAUCCCAUACCCGUUACCCAGGUUGCAAACCAACAUCCAUUAGAUGACAUCGAUCUUGUUUCAAAUGGAGAGUUUUCCUUGGGAAGCUUCCGUUCUACAGAAAGUGAGACAGCCGAAUCAGAGCUGUCUACUUACUUCGAUAAAGCUACCUUCAACGAGCUCCAAAUUGUGGGACAGUUUAAUUUGGGUUUUAUUGUGGCUCGCCACGCACAAGAUUUAUUCAUUAUUGAUCAACACGCGAGUGAUGAAAAGUACCGGUUCGAACAACUGUUUGAAAAUUACCGCUUCACCUGUCAACCAUUAGUCGCACCACAAGCUCUAGAACUAUCUGUCGCACAGGAACAAUUACUGCUGAACAAUUUGGAUGUGUUUGCCAAGAACGGAUUCGCUUUUCGGGUCGACGAGAACGCGCCCUGUGGACGACAGGUUCAACUUGUCGCAACUCCUAUGCUAGAAGACCACAUUUUCGGUCGUUCCGACAUUGAAGAGAUGUUGUUUGUUCUUUCAGAAAGCUGUUCUCGUCGUUGCCGACCAUCUCGAUUGCGCACAAUUCUCGCCUCCCGCGCCUGUCGUUCUGCAAUAAUGAUUGGAACUGCUCUUGAUCAUGCUAAAAUGCAGAGGAUCGUUCGUAACAUGGGAACCAUGGUGCAUCCUUGGUUGAGGCACCAGCUUACGGACUGGAGGGUCCGUGGUUCGAACCUAACCUCAGCAUCUCAACCGCUCCUGUCUAGGCUUGCGCAACCCGGCAGUAUUCCAGCCCUCGUGCCUCCUUCCAUCGGCAUGCAGAGAAACAGUUCUCCAUAUGGAAUAAUUCUGAUCAGUUUUUCAAUCACUCCUGGGAACAGUGAGGUUAACUCCGUCGGAGUGAAAUGUCGAUUUUGGGGCAUUCUGAACAUCCUUCGUUAUGAUCUUCCAGAUCGUCGUCCUAAUGUGACACAUCUCACUUUUAAGAAAGCAUUCUUCAAGUGCAACCUGUUUGCGCAGAAAACAGGUGUGGGACCGGAGGCAGACCGUUCAAACGAGGAUGAUGUGAGUGAGAAUUCCACAAAUCCCACACCUAAACAACUAAAAAUAUUGUCCAGCAGGUUUCAAGCUUUCGUGGCGCUACCUGACUAG
Molecule: messenger RNA, 2722 nt
Organism: Opisthorchis viverrini
Lineage: Eukaryota; Metazoa; Platyhelminthes; Trematoda; Opisthorchiida; Opisthorchiidae
Exons: 21
Coding region: 23-2722 (899 amino acids)
Biological process (GO): mismatch repair
Cellular component (GO): MutLalpha complex
Molecular function (GO): ATP hydrolysis activity; ATP binding; ATP-dependent DNA damage sensor activity
Source: RefSeq, a predicted model, not a curated record